GUGCUUGUUAAAUUCUAAGGUUCGACUACAUAUCAUGCUAUUUAUGUUUACAAUAAUUAAUAUAACAAUGUUACCGUAAAUGUAUCCUUUUUAUACAAACAUGUUUAUUAUCAUAGGACGGAUUUGCGACUGCGUGAGCUGCUCUGAAAAAACAAACGGGCUUUUUAUUUGAGUGUAACGGUAUCAAAGACCUGCUGCCACAUAUCAAAUGCAAUCAACAGUUCAUGAUUUUUACCUUCACUUAAAUGAACUCCAUAUCUCCAGGAUGACUCAUGUUGUACCUCUUGUGUUUGCAUUUUGCUUGGGAGCGGUGGUACCUGCUUUGAGCUACCGGGAGACAGCUUUCGCUGCGCCGGUUCAGCCCUGUCUUGCGCCCUUGCAAUGGGAGGGCAGAUCCGUCGAAUACAACCACAACACAGGACGAAACACACGGGCCUCGGUGUCGUAUGAUGCACAGAACCACAGAAUAAGGCUUCUUCAACAGAAUAAAAGACAUACACCAUGCCAGAAAUACUUUGAGUUUAUCUACCUGUACAACAGUGGCCUGCUGUUCCAGAUCGAGCAGAAGACGAAGCAGUGUUCUAAGAUCCCCUUGACCCAGGCCUGGGACCCCUUUGACAUCCCUAUGAACUCCACCUAUGAGGACCAGUACUUUAUCGGUGGACCUGGAGACAUGAUCGAGGUGCAGGAGUGGUCAGAUAGGAAACCAGCCCGCAAAAAUGAGGCGUGGGUGGGCGUCUACACAGUGAAGGACUGCUACCCUGUCCAGGAGACCUACACUAGGAACAGCAGCAUCACUACCUCUACCCGCUUCUUUGACCUCCAGCUGGGCAUCAGCGACCCGGAAGUCUUCACACCGCCCAGCAGCUGCCAGUCAGCCCGCCCAGAGAGGAUGGACUCCGACUGCUGAGGCCUUCACCUUUCCCCUUUGACCCCAUGCUCAUUGACCCCAUGCUCUGUUAUCACAUUUCCCCCACUUUUUUAAAUGUUUAAAUGUAACCUUUAUUUAACUAGGCAAGUCGGUUAAGAACUCAUUCUUAUUAGUGUCGGUUUAGGUGUAGGUCCAACUGUCCCGGCAUCCCGGUUAGAGGAUGUAGAAUGACCAGCAGGAGACAAGGCACACUUUAUUACCAAACACACACACAUGGCAAACUGGAAGAGGAGACUGUUAGUAGUGUAAGUGUUGUAGUGGUUGUCUACAAGAGAAGAGCAUGUAUUACAUAAUGGCAUCACAGGCUAAUGAAUAUGUAAUAGCAAUGAGGAUGACACGUACUAUAAUGGUCAGGUAUUAGCAUAAGCUUAUGUGGUACACAGUAGGAUACAAUAGUACACUAUGGACAGAGCUACUAGCAUGUAUUAGCAGCUAGGCUAACAGUAUGGCUUACAAAGAGAAGUUUGUAGCAGCCAACUAAUGUAGCACACAUUAUGACAGUAUAUACAGGUGGGCUUGCAUAGCAUAGUAUACACAAGAUACAAUUAGUGGCUAGCAUAUGUAAAAUAUACAAGAAAAGCUAGCAUGCUAGGCUAGCAGGCCACAGGCUGUGGGUAGUAGCACACAAUAUAUACAGUGGAGGCUAGUAAGCUUCAGGUUAUAGGUACAGCAUACAGAACUAUGUACAGUAGGGAUGAGUUUGCAUUAGGGUUAGCAGCUAGGAGUUAGCAUGCUAUUUGGCUAACAAUGGACAUCUUGGUAGAUAGAGGCUACGAUUCGUAUGAGGAAGUGACCGGUCGGCCAUUUUAGGUGAGCAACUCGAAGAUCUAACUGGUAGCCAUCUUGGGUUCCAUAACAACAAUGAAGGGAUUACUCCUCAUGGCCUGCAUACUGUACUGUAGCCAGAACUAUGCCAAGCCGAUAGAUAACAUGUAUAAGCAUAACAUAAUAAUAUCAGCCUAUAACAUGUAAGCAGAUGUUUUGUAGUGAUUUCUAUGUUGAAAAUGUAAAGAAUAUUUGCUUGUCUAUGUAAUGGGAAGCAACCAGAUGCUGAAUUUGACAUAUUUAUUAAUUAGCUUGUUCCAGUUCCUAAUAAGCAUGCAUCCAUUAAGAAAAUGACUGUAAAAAACGGUUAAAUCUCUGUGGAUUGAUGAGGAAUUGAAAAAAUGUUAUGCUUGAGAGGGAUGAGGCAAAAA
This is a messenger RNA of Oncorhynchus keta (chum salmon), 2127 nucleotides long. RefSeq names its product ependymin related 1 (gene epdr1). Bases 209 to 910 code for a protein of 233 amino acids. Gene Ontology annotation, molecular function: calcium ion binding. The record is from RefSeq and is a predicted model, not a curated record. Gene Ontology annotation, biological process: cell-matrix adhesion. The transcript is spliced from 3 exons. Lineage: Eukaryota; Metazoa; Chordata; Actinopteri; Salmoniformes; Salmonidae. Gene Ontology annotation, cellular component: extracellular region; lysosome.